AUGCCAAUAACUAGCACGGCGAUGAGUUCUCCAUUUUGUUAUUAUUAUUCAUACAGUUCUAGUCUUCACCAAACCCUAGAAACCUCUUGCUCUCCUUCCUCUUCUACCGCUUUAUUACAUGCUCCUCCUCGCAAGAUUUUGAGCUUUUUGGGGAAUCCAAUUUCGGUAUUCAGAUUCGACAAUCAGGUGCGUGGGGCGUCCCUCCGUUACCAGGGGAUUCGAUUUCCCAACUGUAAUAGGCAGACAGUUGUGAAGGCUGUUGCAACACCUGAUUCAUCUGUGGCAUUGCCGCUCACUGCAGAAAAUGUGGAGUCUGUAUUGGAUGAAAUUCGACCUUAUCUGAUUGCAGACGGUGGCAAUGUUGCAUUACACGAAAUUGAUGGAAAUGUUGUAAAGUUGAAGCUACAAGGAGCAUGUGGUUCCUGCCCAAGUUCUGUAACCACGAUGAAAUUGGGGAUUGAGCGCCGUCUGAUGGAAAAGAUCCCUGAAGUUGUUGCUGUAGAGUCAAUACCAGAUGAAGAAACUGGCCUUGAGCUGAAUGAAGAAAACAUAGAGAAGGUGUUGGAAGAAAUAAGACCUUAUCUCAUCGGGGCAGCUGGUGGAACUUUAGAGCUCGUGGAAAUUGAGGAACCUAUAGUAAAAAUCCGAAUAACAGGCCCUGCAGCAGGCGUGAUGACCGUUCGAGUGGCUGUAACUCAGAAACUGCGAGAAAAAAUCCCAGCCAUUGCAGCAGUUCAACUUUUGCAGUAG
This is a messenger RNA of Fraxinus pennsylvanica, 750 nucleotides long. Lineage: Eukaryota; Viridiplantae; Streptophyta; Magnoliopsida; Lamiales; Oleaceae. The record is from the annotation of a GenBank genome assembly.